Molecule: messenger RNA, 3911 nt
Organism: Aspergillus heteromorphus CBS 117.55
Lineage: Eukaryota; Fungi; Ascomycota; Eurotiomycetes; Eurotiales; Aspergillaceae
Product: hybrid sensor histidine kinase/response regulator
Exons: 6
Coding region: 336-3911 (1191 amino acids)
Biological process (GO): protein autophosphorylation; phosphorelay signal transduction system
Molecular function (GO): phosphorelay sensor kinase activity; histidine phosphotransfer kinase activity
Source: RefSeq, a predicted model, not a curated record
CCAUCCCCCCCCCAUCCAUCAUCGUCAUUGAGAAUAAUCUCCGCGUUGGCCCCAACUCACCAGAACCAUCACCAUCACCAUCGGGCCGCUACUGCCACGCCUAUGACGCUGGUGGCUGCCACACGAUAUUCCCCAUUUCCUCCGUCUCGCUUCUUCUAGACCCCUUCUUCCACCACCCUCGUUCAGCGUUGCCCCCCAACACAGGCGAUCUCGAUCUCAGGCCACAGAACACAGACCACAGACGGUUUCCUCUCUACCUAUUGUCCGUCUCGUCACCAUUGGACGUCCUCGCCAUCGAUUUCGAUUCCUCUCCCCCCCCCCAAUCCCGCUCCACCAUGGAGUCCCGCGGCAGCUCAGAUCGCGGGCGGGAAGGCGGCCCGCGCAAAUACGCCUAUAACCGCGAGGGCGCAAGGGAGCGAGAGAUGCACCUCUACCUUCCCUACUGGGGCUAUUCCGAUACGGAAAAGUUUGCCCAGCAGUCUGUCGGCGACCAACCCAACGUCUCGCGCGACAAUGUCUUGACCGUCUUCGCUCAGCUCGCCGCCGUUCGCAUGCACGCUCGGCGCGCUCUCAUAUCCCUGUUCGACCGGGACAUGCAACAUAUCGUGGCCGAGGCAACCCCGACUCUCUCCCUGCGCAGUCAUGAACAAUCCAAAGCCCUGUGGCUGGGGGUGCAGCGGCUCCCGCGCCGCCAGGUCACCCUGUGCUAUCAUGCCAUGCAUGCUUUCGUCGAUGAGGGACGGGAUAUGUUUGUCGUCAAUGACCUGACGCAGGAUGGCCGCUUCAAGAGUGAUUCGUCCGUCAAACAACACCCCCAUAAUAAAUUCUAUGUGUCUGUGCCCAUUUGCUCACCCGAUGACUAUGUAAUCGGGAGUGUGGCCGUGCUGGAUGACCGUCCCAGGCACGGGGUGACACAGGAGCAGGAGCUGUUUCUGAAGGAGCUCGCGGCAACCGUCAUGGAUCAUUUGCUUGCCCAACGCGCCAUGCGCGAGGAAUAUCGGGAGGAGAAGAUGGUGCGCGCAUUGGGGCUGUUCGUGAAGGGAAAAUCGGAUCUAAACGACUGGGUUAAUAGCUGGGACGCUUCCAAUCGGAAAUACGGGUCUCAGUUAGUGUCCGUGAGUAAAAAGUUAGAGCAGCUACAGGUUGCUGGGUCGGGUGAUGAGGACGAAGGCGAGGAACAGGCCCCCGACACCGUCAAGCCUAACCCGGUUCAGGACACCGCAAAAAAGAGGAACAAAGACGUAUCCCCGGUGCACACUUAUGAGAGUCAAGGAAAUGAUGAGAGCAGGGAGGGGAAAUCCGACGACAAAGGCAAAAGACACCGGCCAAAGCUGUCGCCCACGACCAGUCAGCUGCAAGACUCCCUCGCUCCCACCAGCGUUCGGACCGUGGUUAAUCGUGCCGCGGUGAUGAUUUAUCAGGCGCUGGAUGUGGAGGGGACACUGUUUAUCGAUGCAAGCGUGUACGCUCGUCGCCAAACCGUCGGAUCCCCUGGAGGCCCGGAUGACCCAGAUACCUACAACGUCGAACAUCAAACAGAUCGUGACGGACCGAUUCCAUCCGCCUCGCAUCCAGGCAGUGGGUCGGAUUCUAGCUCUGUGGACGAAGGUAAAGAAGGUAGGAGCCUUGUACUCGGUCAUUUCACGUCAUCCGGGCAGGACGAAAAGCCGGGAGAUAGUCAUUAUGUCUCGCUUUCCGGUGCUUUCGUAAGCCAUCUCAUCGACCAAUAUCCUCGGGGGAAGAUCUUCCAUAUCGAGGAGGAUGGCUCCAUCUCCCUGAGUUACGAGGGGCUUGCAGAGGAAAUCCACUACACGACAAGUGGUAACCGCGGAGCCCUGACCACGGAGGCGGAAAAGAUGAACAUCCAACAGGAAACCAUGGAUAUCAAGCAACUGAUGAAGGUCCUCCCCAAAGCGAGAUGUAUUGCAAUCUAUCCCGUAUGGGAUUUCCAGCGCAGCCGCUGGUUCACGGUCCAGCUGGUCUGGACGAAUGACCCGGGGCGGGUGCUAUCAGAACCAAAGGACUUAACUUACAUGGCGGCAUUCAGCAAUACCGUCAUGGCGGAAGUCUCUCGCUUGGACCUUGAGGCGGCCGAUCGAGCGAAAGGCGAUUUCAUUUCCUCCAUCUCUCAUGAGCUCCGGUCCCCCUUGCAUGGCCUCUUAGGGACCGCGGAGCUACUGCAGGAGAUGGUAAGCAACUAUGCCCAGCGAUCCUUGAUCGAAACGGUGUACAGCUGCGGUCGGACAUUGCUGGACACCCUGAAUCACUUGCUUGACUAUGCCAAAAUCAACACCCUCACAAGAUCACGCCCGUCAGACCAACCGGGCAAAUACGGAGAACCGGACGUCUCUAGACCCAAUACAGCCGUUCCUGGCACUCCCCAAGACGAGGACCUCAGUGUCUUGGUGCAGGAGGUGAUCGAAGGUCUCCUUGCCGGUGCAGAAUAUCAGCGUCGCGGGUCAACGGAUGGUAGCGAUGCGAAGCAAGACGGCCAGUUGUCAAAGGCUCGACUGAUGACCAUUGUGGACAUGGAAUGGCAUGAAAGCUGGCAGUUUAAUGUUUAUGCUGGUGCCUGGCGCAGAGUCGUUAUGAACCUCUUCGGGAACGCCCUCAAGUACACGCGGACCGGUUAUAUCCGGUUGUUGAUGAAGAAAGACACGCUCAAGGGACAGGACGGAAACCGCAUGCCUGCUGUUCGCAUGAUAUUCAGUGACUCCGGACGCGGCAUGUCUCAAGAUUUUCUUACGCACCACCUGUACAGCGCCUUCCUGCAAGAGGACACAACCUCUCCCGGCUUGGGUGUUGGCCUUCACCUGGUGCAUCAGAUUGUCCGGUCUUUGAGCGGGAGCAUCCAUUUCUCCAGUGAGAUCGACCGGGGAACCCAGGUGGAUGUUGUUUUACCGGUGAUGGCACCAGAACAGCCAUUGUCCUCUUCUCCAAACCCCUAUGAGCCCUUGAGAGAGAAGAUUAGCGGCAUGACAAUUUCACUAUUCACGCGGAGCUCUCAGCAGGGUAAUUUGGGAUUUGACCCAGUUGUCCUUGACGAUAUACUGAUUAACCUGCGACGCAUGAUGUCCGGAUGGUUCGGGCUGCGUGUUCUCACUCGGGAAGAACUUGAUACUACGAAACCCGACUUUACCAUCGUGACAGAACGAGAAUACUGCGAUCAUUACCUACGAGGUCCGAAUGAGGCCCAGUCGGAGACUGUUGAGAUCCGGCCUUUGUAUCCCUUGAUCGUUCUCAGUGAACGGAUAAGCAGCUGGAAGACCUUGGGCGAAGGUGUCGAUGAUCCGAUCAUCUUCCUCACGCAGCCGGUGAGCCCGAAAACGUUGGCAAAGGCAUUUGAGCAUUGCAUAUACGGGCCUGAACAUGGAGAACUUUUCACGCCGAAUAAGCCCCCUUCACCUGCCCAAUCGCCGCCAAGUGGAAGUGGGGAAUCCAGCAGCGGACAAGAUAUGAUCCAAUUCCAAGCCUCGGACAUGGCAGCACUUCCUAAGAACGGAAAGCCGUCGAAGAGCAUCCUACUUGUUGAAGACAACCAAGUCAACCUGCAGAUCAUCGAAAUGUGCGUAAAAACCGCUGGAUUCGAGUACCAAACCGCCCGGAAUGGCCUGGAGGCAUUGGAAAAGUUCCGGGCCGGGAGAUACGACGCUGUAGUGAUGGCAGAUGUGUCCAUGCCGGUAAUGGACGGAUUAUCCGCCACACGGCAAAUGCGCCACCACGAACGACGGAAAAAGCUGCCCCCAGCCACCAUCAUUAUUCUGACUGCUUUCAUCUCGGGCUCGACCCAGCAGGAGACGCUGAGGAGCGGGGCGAACAUGUUUCUGACGAAGCCAACGCCGCUCAAGCAGCUGAAAGAGAUUCUGAAAAAAUUAGCAGAAGGAAAGGACGUCGUUUCUCCUCAAUCAUGA